AUGGACUUUAUUAUGAAUUAUAACUUGAACCCGUUUGGCGGAGAACCUUUUGACGAAGCUGAACAGGACCCAUUCCAGGUGCCAGACUUGCACGAGAUGAUGCACCAGGAAUACCUUCCUCUUCCGCUUUACCCCAACAUGGCCACGGGGGAAAUGAGUGACCAAGCUGCAACAGCAGCAGUAACGACAAUAACAACAACGACGUCAGCUUUGCCUUUGCCGUACGAAGAUAUGCACUUGAAUUAUACACUGGGGGGUCAUGAUUUCGCUUCCGUAGCUCAUCCCCCACAUUUGACGCACGAACAAUCUUUUCAAUAUACCCAGCCUGCCGCUAGAAAUAUCCCAUGUGCUGCUGCUGCCGAUGCUGCCGAUGCUGCCAAUGCUGCCGAUGCUGCCAAUGCUGCCGAUGCUGCCGAUGCUGGAUUUGAUCGACCAAGCUUGAACCGAAGUUUAGAAACACAGCUGAGUUUUGAAACGCUGCCGCAAUCGAGCACCCUGUCGAGCUUUACCAAUUCGAGCAUCACCAAAACCAAGGCAAGUGCCCUGAGACUGAGGCGCGAUUGCGAGUCUUGCCGCUUGAAAAAAAUCAGAUGCGACAAGAGCAAGCCACAUUGUCUGCAGUGUAAACUAAGUGACUCGAGGUGCACUUAUAAAUUGUUGCUUCAGUUUAAGGAAGAUGUUGAAUUGCAGGGCAAGCGGUUUGGAAGAGAAGGGAUAAACUCGACUAAUAGGGUCACCACCGAUGAGUUGGUGCUCAGGGGCAAGAAAUCAUUUUACCAAAAGAUCAAGAAUGGCGAUAGUCUACAAUUUGUCAAUGUGUUUAAGAUGGACAUUGAAGGCUCCGAGUCGCAAGAGACACGGAUGUGUCGCUCAUUGCAGUCGUCGAUUGUUCCUCAUGAUAUUCAGUUCUUGGAGCACGACGCGAGCUCGAUUGAUUUUGCUUUGAAAUACUAUAUCGAUUUCCUUUCGCCGAUACUUUGUCCCAUCGGCGACCAGCCGAUGCAUUGCAUGCAAGUGUCGCCGAUAAAUCAUCAUGACGAGAGACGGAUUGUUAUUGAAAGCGGGUUGGACCUUAGCUUUUUGGUGAAAUUGUACCAGAAUAACCACUGUUUAUUCUACUUGAUGCUUGCCGUUGGCUCGAUGUUUUUGUCGCAUCGGUGCGAGCACCCGGAUUUCAAAACUUCGUGGCUCGAAAAGGCCUUCCAUUUCAAGAAAUUGGGUCUUUCCUUGAUCCAGCCCUUGUUGGACCAGCUUCUGAAUAAUAUCCCUUUUGGUCCCGAGGUUUCAGUGACGGAUUCAUUAACGGCCCUUGUGCUUUUAGUCAAGUUUGAAGUUGCCAACAACUCCAAUCCCAAAUGGAUCGAGUACCUCGGACUUUGCAAGAUACUCGUCACGUCCACCAACUUGAUAGUGCCGAAUGAUGAUAGCUCGAAGCAGGCGCUUUGGGAAUUUGGCCUUGAGUUUUUACACUACCAUGAAUCCGUCGGCAGAACAGCUUGUCAAGAACCUGGCCUCAACUUGAUUCCAAGUGACAGCAGAAUGACCACCGUGGCAGCGCCAGGACAAGUCAACCUCGUGAGCUGGAUGGGGUGCGACCGCCGUUUGAUCCAGCUUAUUUCCGACAUUACUGAUCUCUCCUUUGAGAGAACCAAGAAGGCCAUGAAUGAAAAGGAAUAUUUGCUCGAAUGCAACCGGCUAAGAGAAAAAAUCGAAGCUACAAAUAUCCGCAUGGUGGACAUUUACCUAGCGUCCAUGGAGAAGGACCUCGAUGCCUAUUUGCUGGACAUGGGCUUGAGAAAGGACGAGUUUCAUUUCUUGCUAGCUAGUGAUGUCAAGAGUCUUACAGCUGAGUUGUAUUUGAACUGCUGCUUGUUGAACAUGACCCCCGAAGAUGAGAUGGUGCAGAAUUUGGUGCAGCAAAUUUUCCAAUUACUUCGGCACAUUGUAUUGGAGAAUGACUACAAAUGGUGCGCGCCUUUAAUCUGGAGUGUGUUUGUUGCCUCGGCUGAGAUUUCGGUUUUCAACCCUGAUUGUGAAGAGUUGCGAUACACCACGUUGAAGCUUCUCGACAAGCUCGGCAAGAAUGAUCUUGGAAAUAUAAGCAGAACAAAGCAGGUCAUUUUAGACGUGUGGAAGAAGCGGGACUUGGACAAUAGCGAUUUGCACAGUGUAGGUAUCGUUGACACCAACAGUCGCAAGUUUAGAAAGAGAAAGAAGUUGAUGGGGUUUGAGAAUGACUGGGAGAAGUUUGUGGUUGACGAAUACGGUAUUGCUUUAUCUUAA
Messenger RNA from Lodderomyces beijingensis, 2283 nucleotides. The record is from the annotation of a GenBank genome assembly. Lineage: Eukaryota; Fungi; Ascomycota; Pichiomycetes; Serinales; Debaryomycetaceae.